UGUAAGUAGGCAUAUUGCCCCCAGGUAUUGCAUCAGGAGGUUCAAACUCAAAAAUAUAGGUAGACUUACUCUGCAUGACAAUAGCGAAUUGUUUGUGUCAACAAAAUCCGAGCCAAUUUAUUGAUUUAAUAAUAGUACAACUCACAAGAAUUUCAAUUUUUUUACCAUUUUUUGUUUUGAAUUAGUCUAUCUGCUCUUCUUGUACCGUAAGAAUUCUGAAAUUUGAAGUAGUGUUGUUUUUAUAGAAUUAACAUACACAAUCACAAUCAAAUUGGAGGAUCGACUUGCAAGUGUUAGGAGACUAAGAAACUCGUUAGGAAAAGGAUGGCUGCCGUACUACCCUCGGAUCUGCAGUUGUCCGUGGCUACCGGGACGGAGAUGACCGGUGCUGGGACAUCGCAGGGGUCAAACCCAAUCCCCUCUGGUGUCGCAGAAUUAUUGGGGAAUCCGGCAACCUGCUUCGUCGAUGGUGCUUUAUGAUGAGGAUCAAAGUACAUUAUUAUAAUAUAUAUAUAGACUCAAUAUUAAGAAUAAACAUAAAGGGAAAGAACACAAAGCAAAAAACUUCAGAAUGCGAUCGAUCUGGACGUACCGGAAUACUCCCUCGUUUACGAUUUUUCCUUCUCGACGAAGUAUUUGAAAACUCGAAAGAUGUUUCUGGUACCAAAAGCACCCAAAUACAAUAGCCAAUGAUAAGAACUACUACUACAACUAUUGCCAUCUGCCUUCAUAAAACGAAGUCGGCAGCCUGGAUAUUGCGUUGGGGGAUGCGCGCUAUGUCGCACUAUGCUUCUCGGCAAGCUAUUGCAAAUAUUGCAAGGAGUUCGUCCCGCUGCUUGAGACCGCUCUUCCGUUGUUGAAGAAAGAGAAAGCGUGCCGUGUUGUCCUCUUAUGACUUACGUCUGUUUGUAUUAAGGCUUCCCCUAAUCCAUCUUCGGAAGCAUCCUCAAGAGGGUUUUGGGGGAAAAGCACUCAGGACGCAUCUUGAGAUCGAAUAGAGUGAGCUCUGAUUAUAGUCAUACUCAACAGGUAUUAAUGAAGAACGUAGCCGGUUCCCGUUACUCCUUAGAAUAUUGCUGGUGCCGGUAGUCUAAUAGCACUAUUGAAGACGCCCUGUUGAUGUUGACGAUUCUCUCCUCCUCUCGAUUUUGUUGUCUCGUUUUUCAAUAAUCAUUAGUGCUUGAAGAAUGAUGUAAGUAUCUUCGUGAUGAUAUUAUGCGGAAUCCGCAAGUGUGAGCGAUGACGCAUUACAUUUUGGACACUCGUUCUAAUUUGUAUUGGUGGAGACAAAACGGAAGAGGCCUUUGACCAGUAUCGUGAACAGCACAAGGACUUUGUGUCAAUGACUUUUUCCGCGACAGAGCCUGUGAAGCUUCGCCUGCGUGAACAGUGGGACAUCAAAACGAUUCCGCAUGUGGUGCUCCUUAUGGCCUACUGAUUAGAUGGUGACCCUCAGCACUGAUACCUGAAACCGUGGCUGUUGUCUAUUAUUUUCACUACCUCAGACCUUACUUUAUUUUUCUUAUUUUCGUAUACCUAAAACCUUACUCUCAGUUUUUUACUUUUGAAUGUUGCCUGAAGAUUUUAAUCAAAAUUAGUCAAUUUCUGGCAAAAUCCUGGACAACAUCCAGCAAGAUCUGGGGCGGGGUCUGUUUGUAAGGACGUGUCUGUUUGUAAGAUUCCGCAUGUGGUGCGCCUGAUGGACAACAAUUGACCACGAGCGGAUAUCUUCAUAGUAAUAUAUGUUGAUUCUUGCCUCGUCGUAAAACAGGAGUAAGAUGAAUCGUGUUAGUCUCUUCUAAAGAAUUGGAUCGCAUGUCGGGUGUCGUUGUGA
This is a messenger RNA of Amoebophrya sp. A25, 1834 nucleotides long. The record is from the annotation of a GenBank genome assembly. Lineage: Eukaryota; Dinophyceae; Syndiniales; Amoebophryaceae.